Hippocampus zosterae (dwarf seahorse) is the source of this 2562-nucleotide messenger RNA. RefSeq names its product calpain 3b (gene capn3b). Gene Ontology annotation, biological process: proteolysis; negative regulation of apoptotic process. Gene Ontology annotation, cellular component: cytoplasm. Gene Ontology annotation, molecular function: calcium-dependent cysteine-type endopeptidase activity; calcium ion binding. The record is from RefSeq and is a predicted model, not a curated record. The transcript has 23 exons. Bases 117 to 2441 code for a protein of 774 amino acids. Lineage: Eukaryota; Metazoa; Chordata; Actinopteri; Syngnathiformes; Syngnathidae.
GUGUGAGAGUUUACUUGGGUGUCACAAUUUACAGCUGACAACUUGAACUACAAGUGAUCACCGGAGCUAAGUAUUUUGAGAUUGAACUCCCCUGCCCCUUGCUUUUAUCUAUAGGAAUGAGUGGAAAGAAUAUGGAGGACCUGGAUCAUAAACUGCCUCUGGUGGAGGAUACAAACGUGCGAGUGCUUCGAGAAACGGAAGCAUCGCAAGUGCCCGACGACCAGGCAGAUUAUCCCGUCGCCGGAGCAAACUCCAUCUACUCGGCCAUCCUGAGCAGGAACGAGGCAGUCAGGGAUGCCAAGCGUCUCAAGACUUUCAUGGAGCUGCGAGACAAAUAUGUGAAAAAGAAGGUGCUCUUCGAGGACCCUCUUUUCCCGGCCUGCGACUCCUCACUCUUUUACAGCCACCAGAAGCCCCCAAUGAAGUUUGUGUGGAAACGACCCUCGGAAAUAUGUGAAAACCCUCAAUUCAUCGUGGAUGCAGCCAGCAGGACGGACAUCUGUCAGGGAGAGUUGGGUGACUGCUGGCUGCUCGCCGCCAUCGCCUGUCUGACUUUGAACGAGAAGCUUCUCUACAGAGUGAUUCCUCGGGAUCAGAGCUUCACUGAAAACUAUGCCGGAAUCUUCCAUUUCCAGUUCUGGCGUUAUGGCGAGUGGAUCGAUGUGGUUGUUGACGACCGCAUCCCCACCUACAACAACCGGCUGGUGUUCACCAAAUCCUUCCGGGAGAACGAAUUCUGGAGCGCUCUUCUGGAAAAAGCUUAUGCCAAGCUGAAUGGCUCUUACGAGGCCCUGAGAGGAGGGAACACUCUGGAAGCUAUGGAGGACUUCACAGGAGGAGUCACCGAGUUUUUUGAGUUGUCUGAGGCGCCCAAAGAGAUCUAUCAGAUCAUGAGGAAGGCCCUGCAAAGAGGCUCGCUGAUGGGGUGCUCCAUUGAUGUUACGUCCCCCAGUGAAAUGCAGUCUAAAACCGAACUUGGACUGGUGCGGGGACACGCCUACUCCAUCAUAGCCCUGGAGGAGUGUGACGAGGUUGCAAAGGACAGCAAAAUGCGCCUAAUCCGCUUGCGCAAUCCCUGGGGCCGAGUGCUAUGGAAGGGACCUUGGAGCGCAAACUCAAAAGAAUGGUCCACGAUUUCCAUUGCAGACAGGAACAACCUUAAAAAGCAAACUGUUGAGCAGAGUGAGUUCUGGAUGUCCUUUGACGACUUCAAGAGGAACUACACCAAGCUGGAGAUCUGCAACCUGACCCCCGACACGCUGCAUGGUGAUGAAAGACACAGCUGGAACGAGUCCGUCAACGAGGGCCGAUGGGUCCGAGGCAGCUCAGCAGGGGGCUGCAGGAACUUCCCAGAUACCUUCUGGACCAACCCUCAGUAUCACUUGCGGCUGUACGAGGAUGACGACCCAGAGGAGUCGCGGGACCUCUGCACCGUGGUUGUGGCUCUCAUGCAGAAAGGUCGCCGCAUUCAGAAGCAGCUCGGGCCCAGGUUCCUCACUAUUGGCUUUUCUAUCUACGAGGUGCCAAAAGAGAUGUGUGGCUGCAAUCGACAUCUCCAGAAGGACUUCUUCCUUUAUAACGUCUCCAAGGCGAAAUGCAAACAUUACAUGAAUCUGCGCGAAAUCACAGAGCGUGUCAGGCUGCCACCGGGUGAAUAUGUCGUCAUCCCCACUACGUUUGAGCCUCACGAGGAGGGCCAGUUCAUCCUGAGGGUCUUUUCCGAAAACAGGAGCACCUCAGAGGAAGUGGACGACACAAUCGGGACUAAUCAAACUAAGGACGACAAGAAAAGGAAGGACAAGCCGAUUGUGUAUGUGUCCGACCGAGCAUUCGCCAACAAAGAAAUCCUGCAUGACGGCAUUCGGGGGGAGAAAAAGAAGACGCCCAAAAAAAAACUCCUUCAGCCCGAGGAAGAAACUGAAGAGGAGAAACAGUUCCGCGUCAUGUACCAACAAAUAGCCGGCGAGGAUAUGCAGAUCUUCGCCAAUGAGCUUCAGACCAUGAUGAAGAACGUGCUCUCCAAAUCGCACGGAAAGACGAUGGAGGGUUUCAGCCUGGAGACGUGUCGCAGUAUGAUUGCCCUGAUGGACACAGAUGGCACAGGAAAACUAAACCUACAGGAGUUUAAGCACUUGUGGCGGAAAAUCAAGCAGUGGCAUGUCAUCUUCAAAGGUUACGACAAAGAACAAACGGGCUCCAUCAGCAGUUUCGAGAUGAGAAACGCCGUGAAUGACGCAGGCCUCCACCUCAACAAACAGUUGUAUGACAUCAUCGCCAUGCGCUACGCCGACAAGCGCCUCAACAUUGACUUUGACAGCUACAUCUGCUGUUUUGUGAGAUUGGAGGGCAUGUUCAGGGCCUUUAACGCUUUUGACAAGGAUGGAGAUGGACUCAUCAAACUCAAUGUGCUGGAGUGGCUUCAGCUGACCAUGUAUUCGUAAACAUCUCCACGCCUAACCCGGUCCAUCCACAAAGCAGCAAAUCUUUGAUUGAAAUGAGCUGUCGUUCUGUAGGUGUUAAUUUCACAGUCAGAACAAUACACAUUUAUUUGAACAAAACAAA